GUGUGUCUCGUGUCUGGUAUAAAAUCUCUUUUUCUCGUCAUCUCUAUCCCUCAUCUACCCCAUCCUCGACGUCUCUUAACAUGUCGCCACUGCAUUCCCUUACUCUGUCUUUGAAGUCAUCAGAAGAAAACAAGGACCCAGUUUCGCCACAGUUGUCUCCCAAAAGAUCAUAUUUAUCUCAUGGCGAAGGCGAGUUUCAUUGUACAGAAAUGGAUGCGAAGCGUCGUCAUCUACAUUCUGAGUUAGACAAGAGAGCUCCACUUGGUAAGUGUAAUAUAGUAACUCACAUUCUUGCAGCGACUACAUCUUCUUCACAUCAAGAUCCGCUCACAGCUUCAGGGCUGCAGAAUCGACGUCCUCGUGCCCAGGCCCGAACUUCUCAUGAUUCAAAUCGCUCUCUCAAGGGCUCGACGUCUGUGCCCGACUUUCGCUCGCCUUUGCAACAACAGUUGGAAGGUUGUUAUGAGAUGAUUUACAGUUCUAGCUCAUCAGAAAUCCAAGCACAUACGUGGCCCCCUGACUCGCACACCAUCAAUAUUAUACACGACAGCAGUAGCUUGCGCAAUCACGGUAAGAGUAGUGGUGGCACUGGCACCUGUCAGAAUGCAGUACCGCCGCGGGAUCUCAACGACAGCAUCUCUCCUGCGUGGCCACCACCUGUACUUCAUAACACCACCAUUUCUUCAAUAAGCGAUUGUUCUGUUUCCCAUGGGUGGAGCCCCUCAGCUUUUACCCCCGGUGAUGGUGAUGACCCUGUAGUAUUUCGAUCUCGUUCGAAUUCUUUGCCACUUGUCCGCCGCCCUCCGGUUGACCUUUGGCAAUCAGAGCCACUGGAAUCGAGCAUAACAAAGCAUCAGUCUCCCUUUCUCAGCCCACCUGCUACAAAUAUACAUCCUCCCGUUCAAAACGUUAACUCUGUAUUAUACAACACCCCUCCUCCUGGUCUAACUUCUCAUAGUGCCAAGCGACGUUUGGCUUCAGGAACGUCUCAUGAAGGGGACUCAGAAUCAGUCCCCUUAGCGUCUGCAGAUUAUUCGAUAGGCUCUUCAAAGACUACGAACGCAAUGCGUGGGAAACCGAUGGCUCCCAUCGGCGCUGAGCGUAGCAGGGUAUUAUCCAUGUUGUCCAAACCAACGCCUAAAGCAAAUCUUAGCCGUAUAUCCCCUCAAUCUUCUUCUUCAUUUCCAUCUUCUUCAUGCACUCAGUCACUCGUCGACAGGCCACCGUCUGGGGUGUCAAGUGCCUUUCCCGCACACAGGCACGCUCGCGUCUCUGGAACUCAAGGAAGAAUGCCUGUGGAGGAGGAUAAGUUGUCCACGAAGGAGUUGGAUCGUCUUUUCCUGUGCUUGCGGCUAAACGAACACUCUCCAAAGACUAUAUCCCCUCUAAGCCCUCUUCGAAACCCACAGCCGGAUCUAGUGUGGAGCGCUCAAGCUAAGGUCAUGUUACGCACUUCAUCAUUAAGAAAUGUCAUGUCUGCAAGAUACCGCCAAAGUCCAAAUGAGCGCUCCAGAACUAUCUGUGAUCGUUACCAGCCUCGAGAAGUGGAGAGUAUCUCUGGACAUUGUCAAGAAUGCCGUAGGGAUUCGAUGUGCAAGAAGCUUUUAUCCCGCAGACUUUGUCAGUCGUCGUGGCCGUCAAAGGUGCCACGACGAAGCUCUGGUCCCAUCGCUGUAAUAGGUGACUAUGGGGAGAUACUAGACGAAGAAGGCGAUGAAGAGGAAGGCAGUCUGUGGGAUGAGGUUAGGGCUGCUACCUUGCGUCAACCUUCCCUAAUGGACGACCCGGAAAUAGUCGACAUGAACAUUCUUCCCCCUGCUAGUCCUCGCAUUCUGGAUUUACAUGAUUUCGACUCGGAGUUGCCUGAAAUACCAGAUGAGGAUUUGUUUUCGGACAGUGAUGAAGAGAUGGCAGACUAUACCAGUCACAGAAGAAGUCUUUUUUGAUUUUAUUGAAUUCAUAGACGGACAUUAUAGAAACAAUCGUGUAGAAGUAGUCAAUGCAGAAUCUUUGUAAAGUUUUUGAGUGUAGUAUAUUUCUCGGUGUUAUCGUUACCACUACAAGGAAAAUCCAAAAUGCUUUCAUGAUCCCUUUUUUCAUGUAUUACCUUAGUGUAUGCUCCACUUAAAGAUCAUUUGUCGUACCUACCUCAGAAGAAAUUGUAUUGCCUUGCCAAAGCC
Molecule: messenger RNA, 2180 nt
Organism: Serpula lacrymans var. lacrymans S7.9
Lineage: Eukaryota; Fungi; Basidiomycota; Agaricomycetes; Boletales; Serpulaceae
Exons: 2
Coding region: 81-1946 (621 amino acids)
Source: RefSeq, a predicted model, not a curated record